AUGUUCGUGUUGUUUGGGGCUGUUGCCUUGGCUGGCGACCCGCCAUCCGGCAACUGGUGGUCCACUGACUGCUACUCUUCGGGUAUUUACUUCAACGAUACUUCUACGAACCCCCCUACCAGAGUGUACACCCAUCCAGGCGAUGCUGGCUUCUAUUACGACUGGAUGCUCACGAGACAUGUCUGCGAAGACGAUUUUUCCCCUUCGGCCCGCUACCUCGAAGGCAUAGGAAGAUGUGUCGCAAACGAAGAGGGCUACUCUAUCAACGGUGCCCUUUCCUGGAGCUCUUGCGCAGCUCACGCGCGCCAAGGAUUUUUCGGAUACAAUGAUAAUGGUGACCAAGAUUACAGCCAAAAGUAUGUCGGAAAUGCAGAGGGAAGAGGCUAUCUCCCAGGCCAGUAA
Molecule: messenger RNA, 402 nt
Organism: Exserohilum turcica Et28A
Lineage: Eukaryota; Fungi; Ascomycota; Dothideomycetes; Pleosporales; Pleosporaceae
Exons: 3
Coding region: 1-402 (133 amino acids)
Source: RefSeq, a predicted model, not a curated record